Pseudomyrmex gracilis is the source of this 1257-nucleotide messenger RNA. RefSeq names its product aminoacyl tRNA synthase complex-interacting multifunctional protein 2 (gene AIMP2). Bases 177 to 1184 code for a protein of 335 amino acids. Lineage: Eukaryota; Metazoa; Arthropoda; Insecta; Hymenoptera; Formicidae. The record is from RefSeq and is a predicted model, not a curated record. Gene Ontology annotation, cellular component: aminoacyl-tRNA synthetase multienzyme complex. The transcript is spliced from 4 exons.
CGACAUCCGUCGGCCAUAAACCACCGCGGGCACGCGGAAAACAUGGCCACUACCGGAAGGGAUGCAAGAGUGCGCGAGCGAACGAGGUCGAAUUUCGGAUAGUGAAUCGAUCUGUAAUUUUUGAUUCGACGUGCGAUCAAAGAUCCAUUCCCGUCGGGAAGUGAAACGCUCGCGCGAUGUAUCAAGUAAAAUCGAUAAUACCGUCGUUACGAGUUAUUCCAUCGAGUCAGAUGUACGCUAUGCCCAAUAUACACGAGGACGGACAUGGCCACCGAAGCAGCAGCUGUAACGAUGAUGACGCCGCCGCCGCCGCCGCCGCCGCCGAAACCAACAUGACCGUCGUACAACAGCAGGUUAACAAUAUAAUCAAGAAGAAGUCUUGGAACCAACAAGAUUAUAACGCAUUGGAGGCUAGACAGGAAAGAAUACUUGAGCAGUUGGCAGAUCUUAAAAAGCAAGUUUCUCUGCUCUGUACUUUUCUAAAACAAUCACAUGAUGCUGAAACUCCAACAGUCUGCGAGCCAUCUAAGCUUGAGGCUCCAGGAAAACGAGUUGGAAUUCAUCUAGUCUUGAAUGCAAAUCCGUCUCUACCGCCAUAUUCAAUAUUGGCUUUGAUCAAAUUAUGGAAGGAUGUUAGUAUUAAUGUGCAAACCUUCACGCAUUCUUCUAUUGAAACAUCUGAUUUAACAGAGUCGCUCAAUCGAGUUUUCAAUAUUUUUAAUUCACACGAAGACUGUAAAUAUUGUGUAGACAUAACAUUAAUAUGGAAAAAAGUCAAGGUUUUACAAUUUGUUACAUCUCCUUUGAUGCCCCCUAUAUUUGGAGAAGCCAAUUUCUUGAGGUAUCUAAGCAGAUGGGCGAAUAAAGAUUAUCACAAUACAACUCAUCCGGAAGCAAUAGAACGUGCGCUCGAUAUAUAUUUUCCUUGGUCAUUCUUAACUCCCAGUCUUCAACAAGAAAAUAACUUUUCUUCUGACACAUUUACAAAUGUAGUACGCACGGGACUGCGUGAAUUAACGAACGAAUUUCGAUUGUGGUCCAAUAAACAAACACCUACCGUUGCCGAUGUUGGCGUAUGGUCUGCGAUUAAAACGUUAAAACUGGCCGAAAUGAUACCGCAUUCUCUCCAAGAAUGGUAUAAAUCCUGCGAAAUGAAUUUUACAAGUGGACUUGUCGCAAAAUAGUAAAAAUUUUUAUAAUUAUACAGUUUUAAUAUAUUGAUUUUUAUAAAUAAAUAAAAAUUUCUCAUGUAUUUUU